Sphenostylis stenocarpa is the source of this 1491-nucleotide messenger RNA. Lineage: Eukaryota; Viridiplantae; Streptophyta; Magnoliopsida; Fabales; Fabaceae. The record is from the annotation of a GenBank genome assembly.
AUGGUCACUUCCGACGGAAACAUGUUACAAAACUACGUUCCAGUUUAUGUCAUGCUCCCUCUAGGAGUUGUCACUGUUGAAAACGUUUUGGAAGACCCAGAUGGCCUUAAAGAACAGCUCUUGAAGCUAAGAGCAGCAGACGUUGAUGGUGUUAUGGUCGAUGUGUGGUGGGGGAUCAUAGAACUGAAGGGGCCUAAGCAGUAUGAUUGGAGUGCGUAUAGGAGCUUGUUUCAGCUAGUUCAGGAUUGUGGCUUGAAACUUCAAGCUAUUAUGUCAUUCCAUCAAUGUGGAGGGAAUGUAGGAGAUGUAGUGAACAUCCCAAUUCCCAAGUGGGUGCUUGACAUUGGAGAAUCUGAUCCGGAUAUUUUCUACACCAAUCGUUCAGGCACUAGGAACAAGGAAUAUCUAACUAUUGGUGUGGACAACGAGCCUAUAUUCCAUGGAAGAACAGCCAUUGAGAUAUACAGUGACUACAUGAAGAGUUUCAGAGAAAACAUGUCAGAUUUUUUAGAAUCUGAGCUUAUUAUAGACAUUGAAGUAGGGCUUGGCCCAGCAGGAGAGCUCAGAUAUCCCUCUUAUCCACAAAGUCAAGGAUGGGAAUUUCCUGGUAUUGGAGAAUUUCAGUGCUAUGACAAAUAUUUGAAGGCAGAUUUCAAAGCAGCUUUAGCAAGGGCUGGCCAUCCUGAAUGGGAACUGCCAGAUGACGCAGGUCAGUACAAUGAUGUCCCAGAAUCUACCGGAUUCUUCAAAUCAAAAGGCACAUAUGUCACUGAGAAAGGGAAGUUCUUCUUGACCUGGUAUUCAAACAAAUUGCUGAAUCAUGGUGAUCAAAUCCUAGAUGAAGCCAACAAAGCUUUCUUGGGUUGCAGAGUCAAAUUAGCUAUCAAAGUAUCUGGAAUUCACUGGUGGUACAAAGUUGAAAAUCACGCUGCUGAGCUUACUGCUGGAUAUUACAACCUUCAUGAUAGAGACGGAUAUCGUCCCAUUGCAAGAAUGCUGUCUCGCCAUCAUGCCAUUUUGAACUUUACGUGUCUUGAGAUGAGGGACUCGGAACAAAGCUCAGAUGCCAAAAGUGCACCACAAGAGCUUGUUAAGCAGGUAUUGAGUGGAGGUUGGAGAGAAGACAUCCUAGUUGCAGGAGAAAAUGCACUUUCAAGGUAUGAUUCAACAGCAUAUAACCAAAUCAUACUGAAUGCAAGACCUCAAGGUGUCAACAAACACGGCCCUCCAAAAUUAAGGAUGUAUGGAGUAACAUAUCUUCGUCUAUCAGAUGAUCUACAGCAACAAUCAAAUUUUGAUAUCUUCAAAAAAUUUGUGCUAAAGAUGCAUGCAGAUCAGGAUUACUGUGCAGACCCUCGAAACUACAAUCACGUUAUAGCACCACUAAAGCCAUCGGCACCAAAGAUUCCUAUUGAGGUUCUUCUUGAAGCGACUAAACCAAUACCGCCAUUCCCCUGGCUUCCAGAGACAGACAUGAAAAUUGAAGGUUGA